Notolabrus celidotus (New Zealand spotty) is the source of this 1470-nucleotide messenger RNA. RefSeq names its product solute carrier family 10 member 1 (gene slc10a1). Gene Ontology annotation, molecular function: bile acid:sodium symporter activity. The record is from RefSeq and is a predicted model, not a curated record. Gene Ontology annotation, cellular component: membrane. NCBI's taxonomy places the organism in Eukaryota, Metazoa, Chordata, Actinopteri, Labriformes, Labridae. Gene Ontology annotation, biological process: bile acid and bile salt transport. The transcript is spliced from 7 exons. The coding region runs from base 23 to 1054 and encodes 343 amino acids.
GUUCAGUGUGUGCGGCUCCAUCAUGGAAGAACCCACUGCAGACCCCUGGGAUUUGAUGCAAUAUGAGGACUACACAACCAACAUGACUCUCUUUAACAGCAGCUAUGUUCCCGUUAUACCACCUGUGAUCAACAAAACCAUCAACCUGCUUUUGAUAAUCGUCUUGACCAUCACUAUGGUUUCAAUGGGAUGCACCAUGGAGGUGACAAAGAUCAAGAGUCACAUACUGAAACCUAAAGGGGUGGCGAUAGCAGUGAUGGCCCAGUAUGGUGUCAUGCCUCUGACAGCAUUUAGCCUUGCUAAGGCAUUCCAGCUGGCUGAAAUCCCGGCUGUGGUUGUCCUGAUCUGUGGCUGCUGUCCUGGAGGAACCCUCUCCAACAUCCUGGCCCUCGCUCUGAAGGGGGACAUGAACCUCAGCAUCGUGAUGACUUCCUGCUCCACCCUGCUGGCUCUGGGCAUGAUGCCUCUGCUGCUCCUCCUCUACAGUCAGGGCUUCGCUAACCUGCAGGACUUUGUGCCUUACUUGGACAUCAUGAAAUCUCUGGCCAUGAUCCUCAUCCCCUGUGGCAUCGGCAUCCUCCUCAACUACUACAGACCGCAGUACUCUAAGACCAUCACUAGGGGAGGAAUCAUAAUAUUGAUGUUGGCUGUCUUGGCUGUCUGCAUUCUGGUCAGUGUUGGGGUUGGAGGCUCUGUCCUGCAUGUACUAGCUCCUCGCCUCAUGGCUGUUGGCUCUCUCAUGCCCCUCAUAGGAUACUCCUUUGGUUACAUCAUCUCCUCAAUCUUCAAACUCACACACAAGGAGCGGAGGACAGUGGCGAUGGAAACAGGCUGUCAGAACGUUCAGCUGUGCACCACCAUCCUGAAGUUGGCCUUCCCCAUGGAGCUGAUCGGCCCUCUGUUUCUGUUCCCCAUCAUCUACGGAUGCCUGCAGAUGAUAGAGGCGAGCGUGCUUGUUGUAGUGUUCAGGACUCAUGAAUUCUUUACACGCAACAAGAAAGAGACAUACCAGGAGACGCAGACAGAAGAAAAGUCCCCCAGUGGACCUGUGUGAUGAACAAAGCUCUUGUGUUUCCAGUUUGAACUGUUGCUGACCAAAGACAGAGCCGCGGUGAUGAGGCUCCUGCACUACUUGAAAUAAAAAAAAAUGUUUGAUAGGAAAGAAAUGAUGGAAGCCAACAGUCAUGAUUUAGUUGAAAUCAGUUUUUAUUGUUUACUUCCAUUGUCUUCCUACACCAUACAAACGUCUGAUGUUUUUUUCACUGAAAAUAAAAUCCUUAUGUACAAAAAUGUCCAAAAGUCUUGCCUAUGCGUUCAUUUAAACCACAGUAACAUCAGUAACAGCACCAACAGGUACACUUGGAAUUACAUUAUACACUCAAGUAAAACAAAAGUCUGCAAUGCUGUACACAAAACCUUUAAACAAAAUAAAAGAACAUUACAACGCUAGAAUAAACCGCAUUCUAUAAA